Molecule: messenger RNA, 2569 nt
Organism: Nematolebias whitei (Rio pearlfish)
Lineage: Eukaryota; Metazoa; Chordata; Actinopteri; Cyprinodontiformes; Rivulidae
Gene: rnf144aa
Product: ring finger protein 144aa
Exons: 8
Coding region: 410-1297 (295 amino acids)
Biological process (GO): ubiquitin-dependent protein catabolic process; protein polyubiquitination; positive regulation of proteasomal ubiquitin-dependent protein catabolic process
Cellular component (GO): Golgi apparatus; cytoplasm; ubiquitin ligase complex
Molecular function (GO): zinc ion binding; ubiquitin conjugating enzyme binding; ubiquitin protein ligase activity
Source: RefSeq, a predicted model, not a curated record
GCUUUGCGUGGUUUUCAGACUGCGGGACGUUGCGCACCGCCGCUGCUGUUCCUGCUGUGAACACACUGUCAAAAGCAAAGCAGAGAAAAGAGGAGAGAGGAGCGGGGGAGUCAGCUGCACUUCUUUCCCCCUUAUUCCCGCUGUGUUGUUGCGUGUUGUCGGUGUUUUUGCUUCACCGGGGCCCAAAUUCAAGCGUAUUGGCGACAGAAGCGGGUCAGAUGUUUCCACCCAGGGAUACAAAAUAAAACAGUGGCAUCAUCACCACCCUCAUUCGGAGAGAUGCCCUCCCCCUCCGCCUGACUGCCCCUCUUAGUUAAUCCAAUUCAGGAGAUCAUCUCUGCAACCCCUGCUGCCAGGUCACACCACCGAGACGGCGUUAUCCCAGCAAGCCAGCUCUGUGGUGGUAAAGAUGACCACGGCACGGUACCGUCCCACAUGGGAGUUGGCCGUGGACCCCCUGGUUUCCUGUAAACUGUGCCUUGGAGAGUUCCCUCUGGAGCAGAUGACCACCAUCACACAGUGCCAAUGUGUCUUCUGUACACUGUGCCUGAAGCAGUACGUGGAGCUCCUGAUUAAAGAAGGCCUUGAAAUUGCUAUUAGCUGUCCCGACUCUGCCUGUCCCAAAAGAGGACACUUACUGGAAAAUGAGAUUGAGUGCAUGGUGGCUACGGAGAUGAUGCAGAGGUACAAGAAGCUUCAGUUUGAGAGGGAGGUGCUGUUGGACCCGUGUCGGACUUGGUGCCCCUCCUCGACCUGCCAGGCCGUGUGCCAGCUUAAAGAAUCUGACUCUCCAGCUUUGCCCCAGUUGGUCCAAUGUGCUGUUUGUGCCCUGGAGUUCUGUUCAGCCUGUAAGGCCAACUGGCACCCGGGUCAGGCCUGCCAGGAGAGCAACCUGCCCAUCACCUCCUUCCUACCAGGAGAAAACAGCUCUUUUUUAAAGAAUGACGAUGAUGACGCUCCAAUCAAACGCUGUCCGAAGUGUAAAGUUUACAUCGAGCGGGACGAGGGCUGCGCACAGAUGAUGUGCAAGAACUGCAAACACGCCUUCUGCUGGUACUGUCUGGAGUCCUUGGACGAUGACUUUUUGCUGAUCCACUACGACAAAGGGCCCUGUCGGAACAAACUGGGCCACUCCAGGGCGUCUGUUAUCUGGCACAGAACACAGGUCGUGGGCAUCUUUGCUGGCUUCGGCCUGCUCCUGCUCGUUGCCUCCCCCUUCCUCCUCCUGGCCACUCCCAUAGUCCUCUGCUGCAAGUGCAAAUGCAGCAAAGGCGAUGACGACCCACUGCCAACCUAAACAUCGCAUCAAAGUUGACGUGGAGCCACUUUCAAGGAUCUUACUUUUGUCCGUUUCACCACGUUCCAUUCUCCUUCUCCCAGCAGCUUUUGGGAAAGCUUCAUUUCAUUAGGGCUCGGGCUGCACCCUCCCUGACUGCUUUGGGAUUCAUCGCUCUGUGAGGAGGCCAUUAAACAGUAGAUGUUCCUCUAAUGAGAGGCGCAAGGUCAAAGGUGAGCAAGAGUGAGACCAAGCGAACAUUGCGUCCAUGUUUGUAAGAUUUCGAUGGCUUUGGGGAUGUGCAGACGGUCUGUGCCGCCCUGUCAGGGUUUUGUCUCGUAUUUUGGUGGGAAACAUUAGAAGAUGCUUUUCUCUCGUCAGGAUCCACCUGAGGAAGAACUUUUACUUUUAUUGCUCUGUUUUGUUGGUUUGUUGUACAGACACUCGCACACACAAAAAAAAAGCUUUUUCUCUCCCAACACACACAUGUAGCUCCACAGAUUCAGCGUAGCAGAGGAGAGCUGCACCGCGCAUGUUGGGCGUCCGCUCGGGCGGCUGCUGUCACUCAACUCCCUGUACAGCACGUCCUCUCGAUGAUGUCAAUGUUUUAUAAUCUUACGCUUUUAAUAGAACCGUGCUAAGAGUCGUGUCUACGUGUUGUACCUUUCAGUCUUUUUCCAGCGAGCGUGUUAAAGAUGUAUUAUACGAAAGAGGAUUGCCACUCAACUAUGAAUACGAUGACUAUUUGGCUUUACCAUCAUUUAUUCCCAUAUGAAUCUUUCAAACGCCUCCAGAUAUUGAUCAAGCUGUUACUGUAAAUAAAUGCGGCGCUCCCCUUUUGAGUGCAGCCGUAGUUGAAUGCCUUUUUUUUAACGCUUCGUUAAAAAAUGAUGUCUCCUCUAACUCAGACCUAAGGUGAUGGUUUAGCCAAAUAGGAAUUUUUAGCCUUAAAUCCAGAAGAGCCUAAAUGAGGCAUCUCCCCCUGUGAGCAUCAAAUUCUAGUAAAUCCGGGGAAAGCAUGUUCAUUAGGCGUUCGUAAAGCCUCACAGACAGGAAGUGAAGCCCUUUACCUUCAGAUGAUUCUAUGAUGUCACCCAUAUGCCACUCUCUUCAUAGCUGCUGUGUACAAAAGCUCUUUAAUCGUGUUGUGGAUGCAUUUUUUUAAAGAAGCAUCUGUUCAGUCAUCGGAUCCAAAGUUCAAGCCCACCUUCUGUUUUUUUCAAGACUUUUAACAAACCCUUGCAAACUUGCAUAUGUUAGUGGUCAGAGUUUAGGAUUUGUUGGUUAUAUUUC